AUGGCGGCGCUCAAUGGGGGUGGAGCACUAGGUUUGCUCCCACCUGCUCCCAUCCCAAUCACGACUGACUCUUCGCCUAUGUCGACCAUCAGCAUGGGUGAUUCUGCAAAUACGGCUCCGGCGAAGCUUCGACUUAAUGGCAAUGGAAUUGGCAUUCAAUACUGCAGCCCCCAAGAUUUACCAAAGGCUUGA
Letharia columbiana is the source of this 192-nucleotide messenger RNA. RefSeq lists its product as uncharacterized. Lineage: Eukaryota; Fungi; Ascomycota; Lecanoromycetes; Lecanorales; Parmeliaceae. The transcript has 2 exons. The record is from RefSeq and is a predicted model, not a curated record. Bases 1 to 192 code for a protein of 63 amino acids.